Messenger RNA from Haplochromis burtoni (Burton's mouthbrooder), 2368 nucleotides. RefSeq lists its product as uncharacterized. The record is from RefSeq and is a predicted model, not a curated record. The transcript has 7 exons. The coding region runs from base 525 to 1265 and encodes 246 amino acids. NCBI's taxonomy places the organism in Eukaryota, Metazoa, Chordata, Actinopteri, Cichliformes, Cichlidae.
GGCUCGUAUUCGUGCACUUACUUUAUUGCAACGCUUCAACUGAAACAUUCCUGAAAUCUAAAGUGUUGCAAUAAACACUUCUGUUUUUUAUUAUUUGCAGAAUGACAUUGCAAAAUGUUGCUAUUUAAAAUCUGAAAGCAUAAUUUUGGCUCUGAGUCUGUUUCUUUGGUUUCCUCUUUCCUUGUGUUUGGGUCAAAGGUCAACCAAAUCACAACAGUGUGUGUAUAGCAUAAACCAUGUGGUUUAUGAUUAUUUUUCUCCAAAGGACUUCUUGAUUCUCUCUGCGUGGCUGAUGUGAGAUGACUUUAAAGUCAUUUUUGGUCUUUGAGGUGUGCUUUGGUUCAUUAUGAACUUCUCCACAAACCGGAGGUUGGAGCGUGACUUUGAAGAAAGGAGCACUGCUCAUCCUUCAUUUUUUAAGCUACCCAAAAACUUUCUUCCUAUUUUUUUCUCAUUUCUUUUUAUUGUUUUGGCGGCUGAAUUUUGCUACGUGACUCCCUGCAAUAUCCUUUUUCUGGUGUGUUAUGAUUUGUAACCUGUGGCUGAGAAACGCCUCGGUCUUCCCCCAAAGAGUUGGAGGAAGUAGGUGGAGGAGUGAAGGGCAAGAUGCGGGGCCCUGCGAUGAAUUAAAGGUGUGGUCUCUGUGUGGAGCUUUCAAAAGAAAUCUGCAGUUCGUUUCAAGACAGAAGGACUGUGAAGACUGUGAGACACCGGCAGCGAUGCUUUCAAGUAGACUUCAGCUCUCCAGCAUACAGGACUUGAUGUGCAAUGUGUCCCACGGUGGUGGCACAGCCAAAUACAACAUCCUGAAGUUUGUUGAUUUCAUGGAUGCAAACAGAUCCAAGCUCGAGUUCUCCUGGAUCACUGCAGACAAAAGUGUCCUCGCAAACCACCUGGACCACGCGAAGCAGGUGAUAAGUAGCAGCUGCGACACUCUCGUCACCUCAAGCUGCUACCCAAACGUUGUCUAUGAAGGACAUGUCGUCUUAGAGGGGACGGUUCGAGAUUACACAGCCAAUUGCACAACUACCUGCCCUGCAAAAGGUCUGUUUGAUGGAAAAGGGGAGUCUUGCUUGACUGAAAUCCCUUCUUUCAUGAUUGGUGUCAUGGUUAUCCUGAUGGUCCUAGUGCUGGCAGGCCUCAUGGUGUGCCUCGUGCGCUCUAGAAGAAACAAUGGUGCGCCCAUGAUGCAAGACUCCGCACUGCAGAGGAAAGUCCGAAUACCAGCUGAUGUGGAGACGGGAAAUCCGGAGAGCAGCGUGUAAAAGUUUCUCUGCACAUGCUGGAUUCAAACUUUGUGUUGAUGCCUCUGCAGUAUUUUAUUAACGAUAUUCGUCCGUUAUAUAUCUUUGUUUUUCUGUGUUUUUGUCAGGCAGUUACAGAAACACAGCAGAGUUUCCACUCAGGACCCCCAGUAUAAUAAAUACGCUUGAAUAAUAAAGUCAUUGUUUUAGUGCAUUAAUCUGUAAAAUGUGUCCACCGGGUCAGUAGAUCAGAGCUGUAAUGGCCCUGACAAAGGCCACUUUCAUGACUUCAUGGGCUAUUCUGCUACUACAGGGUUACCAAGUAAGAGUAUGUCAUAAUUUAUUAGAGGAUUUAAAUUUUUAUGAGAAAAAAAUCAGCAACUUAAGCUUUAAAAUCAGUGGAUUGAGUGAAUGCUGUGUGCCUCUUUAGACUGACCUCCGCCUGCUGCAGGUACCGGUACUAGAAAGAAGGAGCCUGCAGCAGUUUACAAGAAAACCCUGACAAAUUUAAAGUUGCAGCACUUUAUCUGUAGAUGCACUUGGAUCCCAAUGGGAGCAGCUGAAGACAUGAUUUUUCUUCACUUUUAAACUAUGCAUGCAGACGGUUUGAUGAAGGGCUUUUAUUCGGAUUUUAAUGUGAAAUUUACGAUGGCCCAGAGAGAUCAAAUCCACUGGAACUUGGAGAAACAUCCACAAGUAGAAACACAAUCACCACAUAAUUGAUGUGAGAUUGUAGAUAAAUGUGUACUAUUAGCUGUUUGCUCUCCGUUUGUCACUUCCACAGCUGCUCCGUCACAUUAUUGUCUCACUUCCUUGUUUUCCAAAGUUGCAGUGCGUUUGACCUCUCAGGGCCUCCGUGGAAAAGUUUGUAAGAAGAGACUCCUCACUAGUGAGGGUCAAUUUCAAGCUGGUUUGCUUUGUAGAUGAAAUGUGUAUUUAACCCAGCUGUAUCGCAGUGUGAUUUCCUUUUGUUUAAAAUCAAUAAAAUCUUCUGUUUGUGAUCAUGAUUUUGUCUUUAUCGUGUGUUGUGGGUGCAACUUCUUUCUUUUUUUCACAUCUUUCAGGGACAGAAGCUUUUCAGAUGAGAGGGAAAAUUUGGUUCAAUUUUAUUUUAUUUAUUUAGU